AUGGAUAACUCUACCUCGACCAUCAUAAAUGACAUUCCUAAUGCCCCGCCACGCCACGGAAGCCCAGUUGUCGCAUUCAUAAUUGGCCUCGCCAUCAUAUUGCUCGCGUCCAUACUGAACGCAGCUGGACUCAACCUUACGAAACUCGAUCACGUAUGGACGAGCGCAAUACCGAAAUCCGCAAGGAAAAAGGAUUGGAUGAGGCCGUUGUGGUUGCUGGGCAUGCUUCUCUACAUACUAUCACAGCUCAUUGGCAGCACACUGGCGCUCGAGUACAUGCGCGCAGAAUACGUAGCGCCGCUGGGCUCCACGUCGCUCGUAUUCAACUUUCUGUUCGCCCGCUUUCUUGUCGGCACACCAGUGACAAGUACUGACAUCUACGGUACCAUCAUCGUGAUCAUUGGUGUAAUAGGCAUCGUUGCCUUCGGCUCCAUCAAUAGCGGACUCGCGACUGAAACGGAUGCAGCCCAUCUAUCACAUCUGUGGAGGCGCGGUGGCUGGCUGGGAUUCUUCUUCUUUAUGGCAUUCUCCCUGGCCCUGCUCUUACUAUUCACCAGCAAGCUUGAUGCCCUUCUUGCUGCCCGGUCGGAGAUCAAUGCGGCUCCUUUCUCAGGGAUACCUAUACCCCCAACUUCAACUACUGCGGGUCCUAGAAGGGAAGGCCAAGAACUGUCCCCGUGGCAGAAGGUUGCUGGCGUAGGAAGCGCGAUCCGUGGGUACUGGGAUGCGGCUAUGGUCAAGGUUGGAGAGUGGUUAGAACUGUGGACGGCGUCAAAGGACGACAAACAGAUUGCAUGGACGCUCGGAAUAGGUUGGGCUUGCUGUGGGGGUGGUUUAGCCGGUGGUUGCCUGGUAUUCGCCAAAGCCUCUGUUCAACUCAUCUCAGGCUCGCUUUCACACGAGAACACCGGUAACCAGUUCGGACACGCAUCCAGUAUCUUCACGUUUAUAUUCCUGGCGACCACAGCCGUUCUGCAAAUCAUUUGUUUGAACAGAGGCUUGAAAGUUUACGAUUCGACCUUGGUGGUUCCCGUGUUCUAUGGUGUAUACACAGCUUCUGGAUUUCUAGAUUCUCUGAUCUUCAACAAUGAAGUCGAUGCCUACCAAUCGUGGACGUUAUUCCUCAUCUUCGUGUCUAUCUUGAUCCUCAUAUCUGGUGUGGUCCUUCUCACGCACAAGAAGCCCGAGCCUCUGCAUAAUAAGGCUAAGACUUCGCCCGUCGUCUCAGCGCGACAGAGUCACCGAGGGAGAACUCCCACUAAGAAGUCUCCAGGGGAUGGCGAUGAUGACGAAGACGAAGCCGGAGAGGAUCACGCUCUGCGAACGAGGGUUGAGGGUGAAGAAGACGGGGAGGCUCUGUGGUCGCUUGGCGACGCUAGUGACGACGAAGACGAUGGCUUGGACUCCAAAGCGCACAAGCCACUACAUGCCACUGGAAGUUCUAGCCGUGUACAUCUCGGUGACGAGGGCGCUCGACUGAUAAAUGGUGCCGAAGAUGACGCUGAAGAUGGCUCUCCUGAACACAGGGACAGAUCCACUCAUCUGCGGAGGUCGAUGAGCUCUGAUGCGACACUUCCCGUGUCGGCCAAAGACACAGUGCCAUUUAGUGACGAACAUGAAGAUUAUGGCGAAUGGAAGUAUGCUAAACCACCGAAGCCAUGA
Pleurotus ostreatus (oyster mushroom) is the source of this 1662-nucleotide messenger RNA. RefSeq lists its product as uncharacterized. The transcript has 7 exons. Gene Ontology annotation, molecular function: magnesium ion transmembrane transporter activity. The record is from RefSeq and is a predicted model, not a curated record. Gene Ontology annotation, cellular component: membrane. Lineage: Eukaryota; Fungi; Basidiomycota; Agaricomycetes; Agaricales; Pleurotaceae. Gene Ontology annotation, biological process: magnesium ion transport. The coding region runs from base 1 to 1662 and encodes 553 amino acids.